AUGUGGUCAAUGCAUCCUUUCACGGAUUUAACUGACUCGGGUUUUCGGGAUAACGAGAUCCCCACUGGCCUGCAAAGCACUCCCAGCACCAGUACGGGGGCCAGUCCCGACGAUACCUCGUCGGAUUCACCGGGGUGGUAUGCCACGCAGUCUCCCGACCUGGACGCCCAAAUCAAGGCCUAUCAACGAUCGCAUACCUUCGACCAAACCGUACAAGCCCAACUCGACGAAGUGAUGGAGAUUCCCAAGGUGGAGGAGGCCGACGAGGACUUGCUGAGCAUCCGCCCUGACGCCGAGACGGGCACUCCCGCUGCCGUUCCACGGAAACGUGGUCGUCCGCGCAAACAUCCCCUGCCCGUCCCCGGCAACCAGGCCAAAAUCACCAAGGGUCGCUCCAAGACCGGCUGUAUCACCUGUCGCCGCAGGAAGAAGAAGUGUGACGAGACCAAGCCGGCAUGUCUCAACUGCCAGAAGAAUGCAGUGGUCUGUGAAGGCUAUCCGCCCAAGGAAAUCUGGAAAAGUGGCCGACAGAAGAUGGCGAACGUGCGAUCGCAGUCCCUUGCGUCCAUGCCGCGUAGCCUACCCCUCCUCAUCGACGGCAUUGAGACGGAAGUCGACCGACGUUUUCUCGACCAUUUCGUCUACGGCUUCAGUCGCGUACUGACUCUCAUUAACGAUGACUCAAAUCCCUUCAAGGAGAUCCUGCUCCCCAUGGCCACCCAGCACCGAGGAUUGAUGCAUUCGCUCAUGUGUCUAUCCGGGUCGCAUCUGUCCGGGCUGGAUCCCGAACCGAAGCUGAAGGAGCGCAAAUAUUUCCAUUUCCACCACGCGAUCCAGGAUCUCAAAGACAACAUCAAUGCCUCGUCCGCCGCCAAGAGCCCCGACGGCGAAGACGAGCCCCUGCUGGUCGAAGACCCCAUCAUCGCCUCCACCAUCGCCCUCAGUUUGAACACCAUCUGCGAAGGCGAGGUGAAAGGCGAGUACCGUCCGCACAUGGAUGCCGCCCGCUAUCUGCUGGUGUCCCAGAAGCCCCGGAACGAAAAGUUCCGCCAGUUCAUCGUCGAAUUCUUCCAGUACCACGAUGUCUCCAACUCCCUGACCUCCCUCGACCGCCGCCCCAACCUCUUCGCCAGCGAUCCCCACCUCCCCAACUUCGUCCCGGGCGCGGCCGGCCCGUCCCCGGGAAUGUUCGUUGGUGUCUUCGACGGGCUGUUCAACUACAUUGCGCAGAUCACCCAGCUGCGGGACCGCAUCCGCGAACGCUUCAACGAGGGCUACGAGCCUGCCGUGGACUACCAGACCCUCAGCGAGGCCGUCUCCAUCGAUACCGCCAUCCGGAAAUGGGAGACCUCCCACGAGCCAGAGACCUCCAACUGGUGUCUGGCCCAGUUAUACCGCCAGUCGACCUGGGUGUAUCUAUACCGGACGAUCCGGCCCUCGCGACCGAGCGAGAAAAUCGCCCAGGUCGUCAACGAUGGCCUCGACUACUUGGAGCAGCUGCCGCAAGAUGCGGGGGCCUACAGUAUUGUACUGAUGCCACUGUUCCUGCUGGGCUGCUCGGCCUUCCUGACCGAGCAGCGUGAGCGCAUUAAGCGUGGCUUUGAAAAUCUCCAGUCCUACUCCAACCUGCGGAAUAUCGAACCUGCAUUGAAGGUUGUUUCCCGCGUCUGGGAUGUCAUGGAUACCCAGAUCGAAGAGAGCUGGGACUGGGAGAAAAUCAUCCGUGCUAUGAACAUGGAUUUCUUGAUCACUUGA
Messenger RNA from Penicillium olsonii, 1755 nucleotides. NCBI's taxonomy places the organism in Eukaryota, Fungi, Ascomycota, Eurotiomycetes, Eurotiales, Aspergillaceae. The record is from the annotation of a GenBank genome assembly.